AUGUUCUAUUUUGACGAAGAUCAUAGGGAGAAUGGUUUUGACGCUCCAUUAGCAUCAGAUAACGAGGAGGAACAUCGAGUGGGCGAAGCACCUCAUAAGCAGAAUCCGCGGCGGGAAGAGCAAACUGAAAGUAGGAUUAAAGCGCAAAAACCGACUGACGGGAGUGCACAAAAUAGCAAAGAGUGGCAGCGAGCAAAGAAUUCUGGUUCUACAACGACAUUAUCCACAGAAAGCUAUGGCGGUGGUCGUUGUUCUUCGGAAACAACGACAGGAAGUUCGCCUCGCGACUUUAUUUCGGGUCGAUUUUCGGAUAAUCCUAUAGAGGGUGAAUUUGAUGGUCUAAGUGAUGGAGAAUCAGAAUCCGAAGAACAGCCUGCUGAACUCGUUCCAUUAGGCAUGCGUACCUACAGCUUAUCCGGUUGCAAAUCACGUUAUCAUAAAAAGGCUCGAAGCCAUUUUGCAGAUUUCUAUAAGCUAGUGGAUGAUCAUCUUGGGUCAGGAGCAUAUGCAAGUGUUAGAACGGGUAUUUCACUUGCAACUGGUAAAGAAUUCGCUAUUAAACUGAUUGAUAAACAUAAAGCGGGUCAUACACGCUCACGCGUUAUACAUGAAGUUGAAACAUUUAAUCUAUGCAAAAAUCACCCAAAUAUCGUGCAGCUACAUGAGUGGUUCGAAGACCAUGACCGAUUUUAUUUGGUGUUCGAAAAAAUGCGCGGUGGUCCUCUACUCGAUCAUAUCCAACGCAAAAAAUUUUUUACCGAACAAGAAGCAAGCAAAGUAACAAAAGACAUUGCCACAGCGCUCAAAUUUUUACAUGAUCGUGGAAUUGCACAUCGCGACGUGAAGCCAGAAAAUGUGUUAUGUUCAGAUAUCGAUCGCGUAAGCCCGGUGAAACUAUGUGAUCUCGACCUUGCAAGUAAGGCGAGUCCUCCGUCUUCACCACGAUUAACCAAUGUCAACAGUGAGCCAGAUUUAGCAAGCCCUGUAGGAAGUGCAGAAUUUAUGGCUCCGGAGGUGGUGGAUGCUUUCGUUGGCGAUGCACUUAAAUACGAUAAGCGUUGUGAUAUGUGGUCACUUGGUGUUAUUGUUUACAUCAUGAUAUGUGGUUAUCCGCCAUUUUAUGGUGAAUGCUGGCGUGAAAACUGUGGUUGGGAUCAGGGCCUAACAUGUAACGACUGUCAGGAAAAUUUGUUUAAACGCAUUCAACAAGGGCAGUUCGAUUUUCCGGCUCCGGAAUGGGAGAAUGUGAGUGAGGAAGCGAAGGAUCUCAUUUGCCAUUUACUGGUUAAAAACGUUCGUCAGCGUUUCACUGCCGAUGAAGUAUUAAAACAUCCAUGGGUGAAAAACGGUGCACCGGAAACCAAACUGCAAACUCCAGGAAAUUUAUUCCGUAAUGACAGCACUCGUGAUGUUCAUCAAAUGCAGGAGCAUUUCAAUGUGAUGAAUCGUAUCGUUGCAGCACGAUUAAGUGCUCGAAUGGAACAAGGUGAACAUGAUUCCGAUCAAUCAAUCGAUGGGCGAGCAGUCUUAAAACGAUCGCCAGAGUAUAAAAUAUUCGAAGAUAUUACGGCAGAUAAAAGUCCAGCGAGAUCGGUAUACCCGAAGCAGCCAUACAACGUAGUUACAACGAAAGUUGAAGCAACGUUCCGGGAACAAUCAUCAAGUCCAAAUGGUAGUGUACCAAAAACAGCGAAAAGAAAUGUUGAGAAGCAGAAUAAUAUCAAAAAACUAGUGAUUCGUAAAGCUCCGAGCUAUGGGCAUAGUGUCGUACAGUGUGCCGCUCCAGUAAUGCAUUUCAUGAAUGGAGUCAGUAACAGUGGUAAUCAGUAUCCAUUACACGUAUCGGAGAUACCAUUACCUUCCCCAUUACGGUAUACAGAUAGAGUACCGUUAUUACAAACUCCACAUGUUAUACCACCACCUUUCCAUCUACCGCCAGGUCAAAUUGUCAACAUGAAUGGAAUGGCUCUGUAUCCACGCAUGCUUCCCCAACCGAUCUAUCCUCCACAACAAAUGUUUCAUGUCGUUUCUUCGUCAUAUGUUCCCAAUGCCAAUGUUCGUAUGGCACCAUAUCAGGCGACUUGUGGCAGUAAUAUCUUCGAUAAAGUAGACAGAAGAUCAAAGUUACAGUGUAACGGAAUAAUGACAAGAACUCAGCAACAGCAGCCAAUGGGUGGGCAAGUAAGACGAAUGAUGGUAACUGUACGUUCUGCUGCAAAUCUGUCUGGAUCAUCUUGCUGCGAUAAUCAUCCACCUGAACACCUGGAAACUUGUCAAGGUGCUAUGGUCAAGCAGGAUUCAAAAACGGACUUACGUCAGUGUCAGGCACGUGAAACCCAGGUCAAUGUCUAA
This is a messenger RNA of Brugia malayi, 2352 nucleotides long. It is a transcript of the gene Bma-mnk-1, whose product is annotated as Protein kinase domain containing protein. The record is from RefSeq and is a predicted model, not a curated record. Gene Ontology annotation, biological process: protein autophosphorylation; intracellular signal transduction; peptidyl-serine phosphorylation. NCBI's taxonomy places the organism in Eukaryota, Metazoa, Nematoda, Chromadorea, Rhabditida, Onchocercidae. Gene Ontology annotation, molecular function: calcium-dependent protein serine/threonine kinase activity; calcium/calmodulin-dependent protein kinase activity; calmodulin binding. The transcript has 15 exons. Gene Ontology annotation, cellular component: cytoplasm; nucleus. Bases 1 to 2352 code for a protein of 783 amino acids.